CUGGCUCCGCCCCCUUCUGAGGAGUCCCGCGUUCUCAUUGGUGAGCUACAGACAGGGAUGUUGGCCGGGCUGGCCAGGUGCAGACCCUUCCAGUGAUGAGAUAGAUAAUCCACCCGGAGACCUCAAGGAUGGGGCCCAAACUCAGUGCUGCCCCCUGGCUCCUAGACCGAAAGUCAGCCCUCUCCUCCGUCUAUCCCGCCCAGGCCUCGACUCCCGACUCACGGCCGGCGGAGCCACGCCCCCCGGCGCUGAGCGCAGGGGCAAGCGCCCGCCUGGUCUCUCCACCUAUAUCGCCCCCGCUAGGGGAAAGGCGCAGGCGCCUCACGCAGCCUCUCUGCAGCUUUCAAGCCCUCGUUGGUACUUUCCUCUCUACCAUCCUCUCCUUCCCGCUCGGCUGCGAGUGGUCCGGCUGGGUGGGUGGGCAGAGGUGGAACGUCCUGAGCCCUGCUCCGGAAGGGGCUUAAGGCGGCAGCCCUGUUACCUCCCAGAUGGCACUUAGGGCCGAGCCCCCCGACGGGGGCUGGGGGUGGAUGGUGGUGCUCUCAGCGUUCUUCCAGUCGGCGCUGGUGUUCGGAGUGCUCCGCUCCUUCGGCGUCUUCUUUGUGGAGUUUGUGGCUGCGUUUGAGGAGCCGGCAGCGCGAGUCUCCUGGAUCGCCUCCAUAGGAAUCGCGGUGCAGCAGUUCGGGAGCCCAGUGGGCAGUGCGCUGAGCACCAAGUUCGGGCCCAGGCCUGUGGUGAUGGCUGGGGGCAUCUUGGCUGCGUUGGGGAUGCUGCUCGCUGCCUUUGCUACCUCCUUGACCCACCUGUACCUGAGCAUUGGGCUGCUCUCAGGAUCUGGCUGGGCCUUGACCUUCACUCCCACCCUGGCCUGCCUGUCCCGUUACUUCUCUCGUCGGCGAUCCCUGGCCACCGGGCUGGCACUGACGGGCGUGGGCCUCUCCUCCUUUGCUUUUGCUCCACUCUUCCAAUGGCUGCUCAGCCAGUACGCCUGGCGGGGGGCCCUGCUGCUGGUGUCCGCCCUCUCCCUCCACUUGGUGGCCUGUGGUGCUCUUCUCCGCCCACUCUCCCUGGCUGAGGACCCUGUCAUGGGUGGCCCUGGGGCCCAACUUGCCAACCUUCUCCAUCAUGGCCCCUUUCUCCGUUACACCGUUGCCCUCACCCUGAUCAACACUGGCUACUUCAUUCCCUACGUGCACCUGGUGGCCCAUCUUCGGGACCUAGAUUGGGACCCACUGCCUGCUGCCUUCCUCCUCUCAGUGGCGGCUAUUUCUGACCCUGUGGGGCGUGUGGCUUCUGGGUGGCUAGGGGAUGCAGUCCCAGGGCCUGUGGCAAGACUCCUGAUGCUCUGGACCACCCUGACUGGGGUGAUACUGGCCCUGUACCCUGUGGCUCAGGCUCCCACAGCCCUGGUGGCUCUGACUGUGGCCUAUGGCUUCACAUCAGGGGCCCUGACCCCAGUGGCCUUCUCCGUGCUGCCUGAACUGGUGGGAACUGGAAAGAUAUACUGUGGCCUGGGACUGGUGCAGAUGGUAGAAAGCAUCGGGGGGCUGCUGGGGGCUCCUCUAUCAGGCUACCUCCGGGAUGUGACAGGCACCUACACAGCUUCUUUUGUGGUGGCUGGGGCCUUCCUUCUUGCAGGGAGUGGAGUUCUCAUCACUCUGCCCCACUUCUUCUGCUUCUCAGCUCCUACCUCCAAGCCCCAGGACCCUGUAACAGAGGCACUGGAUACCAAAGUCCCCCUGCCCAGGGAGGGGCUGGGAGAGGAUUGAACUCCAAGAAGGGGCAGUCAGACCCAGAAACCCAGGGGUUGUUGGCUCCAGGUCUUCUCCUGCCCCAUCUUGGCACCCACAGAACCACAGUGCCUUAAGCAUCGUUAUCUGCCUUCCCCCCCCACCCCCCCCAGAGCAGGCCUGGGGCUCCUGCGAUGUGUGUGCCAACCCUUUGUAUUUUGUCUUAUCUCUUCUUUGCUCUCACAACCUUUUCUGAAGGAUCCAGGAGUUCAGCCUGCUCCACUGAGCUGUGAAUCGACUGUGGAAACUCAAAGGCCAAGAGACUUACCAUGUUUUACAUGUGAUCUCUAGUGUUGCCUCCUACAUUUCUUCCCUGAAGACAGAUCUUUGGGAAGGAGGGAUGCCCCUUUGAGAUAAAACUGAAUAAGAAAACCAGACAAUAAUCAGAACCUCAAAAAGAAUUGGGGCCCAUAUGCCUGGGUUGGCUGAAUGGGGUCAUGCUGGGGACUGGAGGGGAGGUAUCCAGCAGCUCUGGUGACCCAGAGCAUUUAACCGUGGACUCUGCUCUCUGGACCACAGUUCCUCCUACUUGCCCACUGACCUCUUUCCCACUAUCCCCUGUAACUUAGAAAAGAAAUUACGAAAAUGGUGAGGGACAUGCGGGGGGUGCUAGCUGGGGAGGGGGAGAUAAAGCUAAGAGAGCUGAAGUCUGGGUCUGGGAUUCUUAUGUUUUCAUCAGGCCAGUAGAAGGAGACUGAAAUGCAGGAAAGACUUAUCUGGGAAAUGAGGAUGGGGCAGCUAGCACCCAUGAGCACCCCCCUCCUCCAACAAACUGAAGCUGAUAGGCAGACAGUUUCUCAAAGAUUUCCUGUUAUAAUGGCAAGAACUUGGGCAAAGAGAAAUGGACUGACUGGACAAACACCCUUCCUGCCUCGCGUGGCUGAGGGGGAUCCUGUUCCUAUCAACCAGCCUUUUUGGAUAUUUUAAGUAGAAUGUUUGCAGCAUCCUAGAUCGCCUAACAAUUGGAGCUUGCAGGAAAAGCAGAUAGAAAGU
Messenger RNA from Balaenoptera acutorostrata (minke whale), 2783 nucleotides. RefSeq names its product solute carrier family 16 member 13 (gene SLC16A13). Gene Ontology annotation, biological process: transmembrane transport; monocarboxylic acid transport. The record is from RefSeq and is a predicted model, not a curated record. Gene Ontology annotation, molecular function: monocarboxylic acid transmembrane transporter activity. The transcript has 4 exons. The coding region runs from base 489 to 1769 and encodes 426 amino acids. NCBI's taxonomy places the organism in Eukaryota, Metazoa, Chordata, Mammalia, Artiodactyla, Balaenopteridae.